This is a messenger RNA of Lagopus leucura (white-tailed ptarmigan), 1684 nucleotides long. RefSeq names its product ATP binding cassette subfamily F member 3 (gene ABCF3). The transcript has 17 exons. NCBI's taxonomy places the organism in Eukaryota, Metazoa, Chordata, Aves, Galliformes, Phasianidae. The annotation marks the transcript as partial. Gene Ontology annotation, molecular function: ATP binding; ATP hydrolysis activity. The record is from RefSeq and is a predicted model, not a curated record.
GCCUGUGCCGCGGGGCCGGGCUCCGUGCGGCAGCACUGGGGCCGGGCCCCGCUCCCGCCGCGCUAUGGCGUCGUGUUCCGACAUUCUCCGCAGCGAGUUCCCGGAGCUGGACGGCGAGGUGUUCGCUUACGUGACGGGGAUCCUGCACAGCAGCGGCGCGGACUUCGAGUCGGUGGACGAGCUGGUGGAGGCGGUGGGCGAACUGCUGCAGGAGGUGUCGCGGGACGGCAAGGACGAGCGGGCCAUCCGCGAGGUGUGCCAGCGCCUCUUCAACUGCCUCCAGCUGGACGAAGCCCGGGCGCAGCGCUGCAGCCAGGUGCUUCUGGACGCCCCUAUCCAGCUCUCCCAGAUCACCGACGGAUACGAUGCCAACACGGACCUGCUGCCAGGGUUGCUGCUGAAGAGAGGACAGACGUCGAUGGUGAAUGCCAAGAAACUGGAGAAGGCAGAAGCCAAACUGAAAGCCAAGCAAGACAAGAGGAUGGAGCGGGAUUCUGUGAAGUCAUCCGGCCCUCCAGUCCUCGAGGAGGCAACUGCCAGCCAAGCUGCCAGCAAGAAGGAGACCCGCAUGGAGUCAUCAGGCAAGAACAAGUCGUACGAUGUACGCAUCGAGAACUUCGAUGUCUCCUUUGGUGAGCGGGUCCUGCUGGCAGGGGCAGACCUGAACCUGGCGUUUGGACGGCGCUACGGGCUGGUGGGCAGGAAUGGGCUGGGGAAGACCACGCUGCUGAAGAUGAUUGCCAGUCGGAGCCUGCGCAUUCCCUCACACAUCAGCAUCCUCCACGUGGAGCAGGAGGUGGCAGGUGAUGAGACGCCAGCCCUGCAGAGCGUGCUGGAGUGUGACACCACUCGUGAGAGCCUGCUGAGGGAGGAAAAGGAGCUGACGGCCAAAGUGAAUGCUGGCAGGGGAGAAGGGACGGAAGGUGCCAGGCUAUCGGAGAUCUACGCCAAGCUGGAGGAGAUUGAGGCAGACAAGGCCCCGGCGAGGGCGUCUGUCAUUCUCGCUGGGCUGGGCUUUAAUGCAAAGAUGCAGCAACAGACAACCAAAGAGUUUUCUGGAGGCUGGAGAAUGAGACUGGCCUUAGCCAGAGCCCUGUUUGCCAGGCCAGACCUCCUUCUGCUGGACGAGCCGACAAACAUGCUGGACGUGAGGGCCAUCCUGUGGCUGGAGAACUACCUGCAGACCUGGCAGUCGACCAUCCUCGUGGUGUCCCACGACAGGAACUUCCUGAACACAGUGGCCACGGACAUCAUCCACCUGCACUCGCAGCGCCUGGACGCGUACCGUGGGGACUUUGAGAACUUCAUGAAGACCAAGGAGGAGCGGCUGAAGAACCAGCAGCGGGAGUACGAGGCGCAGCAGCAGUACCGCGAGCAUAUCCAGGUUUUCAUCGACCGCUUUCGCUACAACGCAAACCGGGCGUCCCAAGUUCAGAGCAAGCUCAAGCUGCUGGAGAAGCUGCCAGAGCUGAAACCCGUGGACAAGGAGUCUGAGGUGAUGAUGAAGUUCCCCGAUGGCUUUGAGAAGUUCUCCCCUCCUAUCCUGCAGCUGGAUGAAGUAGACUUCUGCUACGACCCAACUCACUACAUAUUCCGUUCCCUGUCUGUCUCCGCUGACCUGGAGUCCCGCAUCUGCGUGGUUGGGGAAAACGGAGCUGGCAAGUCAACCAUGCUAAAGAUCUUA